Messenger RNA from Poeciliopsis prolifica (blackstripe livebearer), 2487 nucleotides. Its product is annotated as ethanolamine-phosphate cytidylyltransferase-like. The record is from RefSeq and is a predicted model, not a curated record. Gene Ontology annotation, biological process: phosphatidylethanolamine biosynthetic process. Gene Ontology annotation, cellular component: cytoplasm. Lineage: Eukaryota; Metazoa; Chordata; Actinopteri; Cyprinodontiformes; Poeciliidae. Bases 213 to 1427 code for a protein of 404 amino acids. Gene Ontology annotation, molecular function: ethanolamine-phosphate cytidylyltransferase activity. The transcript has 13 exons.
UGGUGGAGGAGGCGUUGGCGCAUCGCACCACUGCCGCUUCUGCAUCUGCUGCUGUUGCUGCUGCUGCUUACUCUCAAAACCGGCCGUCCUGUACAGAAAAGGGAACUGUCCUUUGCCAGGCUGCUGUGAAAGAAACCGCCUCGCUUAAAACAGAACCGACCCGCUGCGGCGAGGUGCGCGCUUCAAUCCCCCGAAACGGAGAAAGCCUCAAAAUGAUCAAGAACGGUCACCACCACCACCACCUCCACCAAGUGAGCGCAGCUGCGGGGAAAGACGCAGGGACCACCCUGGCCGCGGCGACGUGCAGUCCGGAGAAGAGGAGGCGAAAGAUCCGUGUGUGGUGCGACGGCUGCUAUGACAUGGUGCAUUAUGGCCACUCAAACCAGCUACGACAAGCCAAAGCGAUGGGAGAUUACCUCAUUGUUGGAGUGCACACAGACAGUGAGAUUUCAAAGCACAAAGGUCCGCCAGUCUUCACUCAGGAAGAAAGGUACAAGAUGGUACGGGCCAUAAAGUGGGUGGAUGAAGUGGUGGAAGGAGCCCCUUACGUCACGACCCUCGGGACGCUCGACAAGUACAGCUGCGACUUCUGUGUUCAUGGAGAUGAUAUAACACUAACUGUGGAUGGAAAAGAUACAUAUCAGGAGGUAAAGAAGUCAGGACGCUAUAGAGAGUGUAAGCGGACGCAGGGAGUUUCCACGACAGACCUUGUUGGCAGGAUGCUUCUAAUGACCAAAGCACACCACAGCAACAUUGACAGCUCAGACUAUCAGCAGCACACAGACAACUUUGGAAAGAAGGGCCACAGUCCCUGGACUGGAGUAUCUCAGUUCCUACAGACUUCUCAGAAGAUAAUUCAGUUUGCUUCAGGCCAGGAGCCUCAGCCCGGAGACACCAUCAUCUACGUCGCAGGAGCCUUUGACCUCUUUCACAUUGGUCAUGUGGACUUUCUGGAAGCGGUCCAUAAGCUUGCUGAAAAGCCGUACAUCAUAGUGGGGCUGCACUUUGAUCAGGAGGUGAAUCGUUAUAAAGGAAAAAACUACCCCAUCAUGAAUGUCCAUGAGAGAACGCUCAGUGUGCUGGCUUGCAGAUAUGUUUCGGAAGUGGUGAUUGGUGCACCCUUCGCCGUCACAAAAGAUCUGCUGGAUCAUUUUAAGGUGGAUCUUGUUUGCCAUGGUAAGACAGAAAUCUACCCGGACAAGGAUGGAUCUGACCCUUACGCUGAACCAAGAAAAAGAGGCAUGCUCCGAACUGUAGACAGUGGGAACACUCUUACUUCAGAUGCAAUUGUGCAAAGGAUAAUAAAAAACAGGCUUCUAUUUGAGGCAAGGAACAAGAAGAAAGAAGCCAAAGAGAUUGCUGUGAUUCAGGCUAUGAAGCGACAAGAAGAGGAAAAGACUAAAGAAAGAUCCCAAGCUGUGCUGUAGACAUGCACCGCCAUUUGUGUUUUUGACCUAGCAUUAGCAAGCUACAUAAAUAUAAACGUCUGUAUAGCAAAGUCAACUCUUCGUAAGUGUUAUAGCAUCUCUGGAUAAUAGCAGUUUUACAGAUAACAAUCCUGCUGUGGGAUCAUUAGCUGUUUGUAAGCAGUAAGAUCAAUCAUAAGCUGGAACAAGGAACAUGUACUGUACCUGUAUCUUCAAAAGUCUAAUAUAUACAUUUGGAUAUUUUAAACUUUUAUAAUUUUAUUGCCUUUUAACAAGGAAAAAAUGCUGAUGUUAUUUUUGGCUUUUAGCACAAGAAGAGUGCAGGUUGGUGAAGUGGUACAAACAUUUAUUUAUCUAACCAGAGGUGGAAAUCUUCCCUGGGCUGUUGCUGCUUUUUGCACAGCAAUACUCCUAAUACCAACUAAUCAUCAUCUGUAUAUAUUGCAUCAAAAUCCAUAAGGAUUUUUAAAUUACAAUGGAAAUCAGAGGACAGAUACCCUUGUGCUGCUUUUCAGUUAAUCCAUUUAAAUAUUAUGAGGUGAUUUCUCAAAUCACCUCACAUGUGAUUUGGGAAAUCACUUCCCAUGAUUUCCCAAAAAAUUAUGGGAAAUAUUCUGUUUUAAUAACAGAGUUGUUGUUUUUUAAUCACAAAUGCACAUUGUUGAGACCUGACGGUCCUGCCUUUUGCGUGCAUUUUUUAAAAUAUAACCACUGAUAAACUGUCUGAUUUAACAUUGGUUUUCAUUGCAUGAGUGGAAAUUAAUGACAUCGUGUUGUCUUGAAGACAAAGUUGAGUUCAUACUUCUCCUAAAUCAUGUGGAUAUGAAAUGGGGUCAAAUAAUACACUUUUCGUAGAAGCAUAUUUUUCUCCACUCCAUUAGCUGCUGUAAACAUAGUAGCAUAAUGUUUUAAAAGCAUAAUGCAUAUUAUUGUCAAACUGAAAUGUAGAUAGUGUUGCCUAUUAUCUAUAUGUUAUUGAUCAAUCCCAAAGGACAUACUGUAUGAUAUAAAGUUGAUUGGAUUUACAGUAUAUUAUUGCUAAUAAAAAAUAAAUUCUGAA